AUGAUAGAGUACAUGUCGCCGGAGGAGAUCGGCCGGUACCGCGCCGUCGCCCAGCAGAACUCUGUAGAGUCCAUCAGGGCGGCCGAGGAGCGGUACGAGAAGGCCAAGCAAGCCGGUCCCGGGGUCCUCCACGGGACCAGAGACACCGUCGCCCAUGGCCUCGGUGCUGCGGGGCUCUGGGCCGCCGCUAUGGGCACCGAGGCCAAGGACAGGGCUGCUCAUGGGGCUCGUGCUGCCGCUGAGUACACCACCGAGAAGGGGUCCCUGGCCAAGGAUUACGCGGCUGAGAAGGCCCACGCCGUGGCGGAGGUUGCCGCGCAGCAGGCUUCUUCGGUGAAGGAUACGACCGUCGAAAAGAGCCGUCAGGGGCUCGAGGUCGCAAAGGAUGCCGCCGUGAGUGCAGGCGAGUCCGCCAUGGACUACGCAGAGCAGGCCGCGUUGAAGGCCAAGGAUGUCGCUGUGAGUACCGGCGAGACCGCGAGGGAGGCAGCGACGAAGACGAAGGACGCCACGGCGAGUGCGGGCGACACAGAAGGCAGAGGAGGCAAUAGAAGCAGCCAAGAGAGCCCUGCAGGCAGGGAGAGCAAACGCGGGGCAAGCGAAGGAAAGACUGGUAUCGAAGACGGAAGAAACGAAGGAAGCAAUGGAGGAACUAAAUCAGCAUGCAGGACAAGCUAAGGAUACGGCCAUGCAGACAGGAGAGCGAGCUAAAGAUUACGCUGGACGAACAGCUGCCGAGUUCAAGUUUGUUAGUACUCUGAACAAGAAGACGAUGAACUGUGUUGAAUUCAACAUUUAAGCCUCAAAUUUGGCUACUGGUAAAAACCUGGAGAGGGGACACAGAAGGAUAAAGAGAAGAAACCAUCCAUGGCAGGCAAUGAACGCGUAGGGAAGAGGAGGAAACUAGGCACGCAAAGAGCUCACAUCAGAGAGUGAAUGAAUGCUAGUUUGCAACAAAUAGCCUACGCUUCUGUGCUGUAUCAGGUAACGUGAAUAGAUUGCUGAAGUCGUAUGGAUCAAAUGGGUUUGUGCUACCUUUGCAGGCGUAGACGCAUGCAUGGUUGUGCAUUGCCUAGCAGCCGGAUGUGGACUUGCAAUAAAGCUUCUGCCGGUUGUGAUUUUGGAGUUGUAGGUGGAGGGUGCGAGCUGUGUUCUUGAGCUCCUGGAAAGCUCGCAUUGUUUCCGCAUCAAAACCUCCUGCAAACUGGUGGUGAUCAUAGAAGAAAAACCUCAUUACAAGUCCAUAUUCGCAAGCCAAAAAAGUUUUUCUUUUUAUCCAUGAAAUGUGAUUGCUUCUGUUGAACCGGAAUCACCUGGUGUACUCUGAAGGCAAAUCUAACACCCUGAAGCAUGAGUUCCUCUUCUUCAGGGUUGCCUGCUAUGAUCUCCAGCUCGGAAGAGACUCUUUUCAUGUACUUCAUUGCUAGUUUCCCUGUUGCUACCUUGAUCUGAAUGUAUAUAUAAUCAUGUUAUAAAUUAGUUGUGAAGUCA
Messenger RNA from Musa acuminata AAA Group (dessert banana), 1491 nucleotides. RefSeq names its product late embryogenesis abundant protein At3g53040-like. The transcript is spliced from 3 exons. The record is from RefSeq and is a predicted model, not a curated record. The coding region runs from base 1 to 678 and encodes 225 amino acids. Lineage: Eukaryota; Viridiplantae; Streptophyta; Magnoliopsida; Zingiberales; Musaceae.